Messenger RNA from Lytechinus pictus (painted urchin), 2110 nucleotides. RefSeq lists its product as uncharacterized. Gene Ontology annotation, cellular component: plasma membrane. The record is from RefSeq and is a predicted model, not a curated record. The coding region runs from base 1 to 1305 and encodes 434 amino acids. Lineage: Eukaryota; Metazoa; Echinodermata; Echinoidea; Temnopleuroida; Toxopneustidae. The transcript is spliced from 8 exons.
AUGGCGUCGGGUGAGAAUCAGGCUUUAUUGUCUACAAGUCUCGCCAGUUUACUGACAUUCUUUGAGGAUAACCUUGAGCUGAUACAAAGGAGCAUGGCUACUGUCAGAGUGGACUGGAUACUCUUAACAAUACUUCUCGUUCACUGUGGAGACUAUUUCGUCAAUGGUAUCGUAACAGAUGUGCGUCUUGUUGGCGGUCCAUCUCCUGUUAAAGGAACAGUGCAGAUAAUGCAAGAUAAUGGCACAUGGGAGACAACAUGUGGAAUACAUCUUGACAUCAAUGACGUCAUUGUCAUUUGUAAGCAGUUAGGGUAUACAGGGGCAAAUAGAGCAAUAUUUAGCACGCCGUAUGGACAGGAUCCAACACCACCAACGAUAGGGCUAUUUUGCAAUGGAAGAGAAGACGACUUAGCUGGAUGCCAACUGUUUCAGCAACAAAGUUGUUCAAUCACUGGAGCAGCUUCGUGUCAUGGUGUUAAUUAUCUUGGAUGCUAUGUCGACAAACCGGGUGACCGAGUUUUUACUGGUGAUAGUUUACUUGCUGAGCCACUUAUGACCAUCUCCUACUGCAUCCAGUAUUGUAACGCCAUAACCGUGAUAAACUCAUCUGACUAUGCAUACGCGGGAUUUAAUAAUGGGAAUGAAUGUUUCUGUGGUGGAGCCAGUGAUAACUACACUAGGCAUGGGGUAGCAUCGGAUAGGGAAUGUCAAUCACCAUGCCAAGGAGACCCAACUGAGAGUUGUGGUGGGCAAGGAUACAUAGCUGUCUUUAGAAUUGACACCGAAACUAGGGAAACCACACAUACUAUUGGGAUCAUCAAAUCAACUGAGAAAGUGCUAGAAAUGAGCACCGAAAUGACCGUGAUUACCGAUCAACCAACCUCAGAGAUGUCCAUUAAUCCAAACAAUGAUUUGACGUCUUCACCAACGACUACAACCUUGUCAUCAAUACUCCCACAAUCUGGUUCCAAUUCUUGUAUUGCCGUUGGUAUAGGCGAAGGCGUUGUCAUCAUUAUUCUAGUAGUAAUUGUCAUUGCAUUGGUACUGAACAACCUCCGAAUGCGAAAGAUGAUGAAAGAGUCAAACAGCGACCAGAAGACACAACCUUUGGAUGUGGUCCGUUCCUCAAGUUCGACCGAUAAAGACACAGGUUUUUAUCAUGAUAUUCAGGAUGUCAGGGAAUCAACCUCGUCGCCAUCAUCUGGCGGAGAGGUUCAGUACUCCUCAAGGAUAUAUGAACAGAAACGCGACAGUGCAUUGGAUCCCAACGAUGGCAUUCGGCUGCAACAUUCAUAUAUGAUGUAACUGAAGCUGUCCAUGCAUAUUUGUACAAUAUGCCAUCAUCACCAUCACCUGACGGCGAGGUUCAUGCAGUAGUCCUCGAAUAUAUACGAACAGAAACGCGACAGUGCAUUGGAUCCAAACGAUAGAAUUCAGCUGCAACAUUCUUAUAUGAUGUAACUGAAGCUGUCCAUGCAUAUCUAUAUAAUGUGCACUAAUGGAAAAUGGAAAACAGCCUUCAUCUAUUGGAUAAAUUAUGGCUAGUUUAGCGGCGUGACUGCUAAAGAAUCGAUUACCCUUGCAGGCUGUCUUCCGCGAAGAAAGAUAUGAAUGUUCCUAUGUCCAUGAUGUUCGAUGCUCGAUCAGACUUUGCUUGCUCACACGACUUCAUGACAUUGAAGUAAAAGAAAACAGAACAUUCAAUUCGAUUCAAUUCAUUUAUUUUCAAUCAAAAGAUAAGUACAGAAAUGUGUUGAUACACAUACGUAGAAUAUAUAAAUGAGUUAAAGAAAAAAAAACAAGGAUGGAAUUGAGGAAUACUUUUAAUAAAAAAAAAUCAGUUUUUGUCGAUACAGUACUCCUAUAAGGUAAAGUCAAAGAAUUAAAGAGCUAAAACUGUUUUUUAGAGGGGAUAUGAUAAGAAUUUGAAUACAAAAUUCACUAUAAAUACAUAAGUACAGAGUAAGGAUUUCGACCAAAUGCAUUCUUUGGAAUUGUUAUGUUUUCUAAAAUACAUUUAGAGGAGGUGAAACAAGAAUUGAUGAGGGAGGGUAGUUCCAGAAAGAUGGAUUGUAACAUAAACUCUAUAUUGACCUAACCCACAAGGAAU